AGUAAGAGAGGCGCGCACUCCUAUGAAAAAGCGCCCAAAUUUGAGCACUUCAAAAAAGUAAACUAAGAAAAAUGAAACCCUAAAAUUACAAACAAACAAAAUAAAAAUCUCUGUUCCUUUCAUCUUCUUCUUCCUAUAAAUCAAUCCCUCCAUAUGACAAAACACUCCCCUACUCACCCUCAGAAGCAGAAUUUCAAUGGAGCCGGAGGAGCUUUCGGAGAUGUAUACGGAAUGACAAUGGUGCUUCCGUCCAAUUCAAAGCUUAUUGAACCUUCUUCUUCUCCAUCUCCUCCGCCUUUCGAAUUCCAAUUCCCUGAUGUUUCACUUGCUAUCAAGAAUGUUGUUAGAACCAGAGAAGUUGGUGAGUUUCUCAGUGGAGCUUUAGCUGGGGUUAUGACUAAGGCUGUUCUUGCUCCUUUAGAGACCAUCAGAACGAGAAUGGUGGUUGGUGUUGGAUCCAAGAACAUUUCUGGUAGUUUUAUUGAGGUUAUUGAGAAUCAAGGUUGGCAAGGACUUUGGGCUGGCAAUGCUAUUAAUAUGCUUCGUAUAAUACCCACUCAAGCAAUUGAGCUUGGAACUUUUGAGUGUGUUAAAAGGACAAUGACGUCCGCCCAACAGAAAUGGAAGGAAAAUGGCUCCCCGAGACUGGAAUUUGGUCCUGUUAGCUUAAACAUUCCGCUCUCCUGGAUUUCCCCAGUUGCUGUUGCCGGUGCUGCUGCUGGAAUUGCCAGCACGCUUGUAUGCCAUCCCCUUGAAGUCUUGAAGGAUCGGCUGACUGUAAGUCCUGACAUAUACCCUAGUUUAAGCAUUGCAAUCAGCAAAAUUUAUAAGGAUGGAGGGAUAGGGUCUUUUUAUUCUGGUCUUUCACCCACUUUGAUUGGGAUGCUUCCAUACAGUACAUGCUACUAUUUCAUGUAUGAGACGCUGAAGAAAUCUUACUGCAAUUCGAAGAAGAAGAAGUCAUUGAACCGUCCAGAAAUGCUCUUGCUUGGAGCACUCGCUGGUUUUACAGCUAGCACCACCAGCUUUCCUCUGGAGGUUGCUAGGAAACGACUCAUGGUGGGAGCUUUGCAGGGUAAGUGUCCACCCCACAUGGCAGCCGCACUUUCAGAAAUCAUCCGAGAAGAAGGCUUGUUAGGACUCUACAGAGGGUGGGGUGCAAGCUGUUUGAAAGUUAUGCCUUCCUCUGGCAUUACGUGGAUGUUUUACGAAGCAUGGAAAGAUAUACUAGUUUUUGAGAAACGUCUUUUAUAGCAGCACUUGUGAGAUCCUGACAUAACUCCAUUUCAAGACUUAUGUUGGUUCAGUCAUACAUGCUUAAGCUAGAAAGCGACAACAAAGCUUCUGGAGGUUGUAGCCUGAGAUCCAGGUUUGGAGACCCCUCUAUUAAUUAUGGGACCGGGCUGUUCUUUUUAAUGUAUGCCCAUUGCCCUGACCAAAAUUAGUCGAGCUUGCAAUUUUGGUACCCCCGAUUGUCUCUGAUAUGCAUCAGACAUUUACCAUUAUGAACAAAAUUUUGUUUCCCAUUUGAUAAAUUCUCUUGUAAUUCCCAAGCAAUCUGACGUCAGCAAGCGUUUUAA
Mercurialis annua (annual mercury) is the source of this 1580-nucleotide messenger RNA. Its product is annotated as probable mitochondrial adenine nucleotide transporter BTL1. Bases 154 to 1254 code for a protein of 366 amino acids. The record is from RefSeq and is a predicted model, not a curated record. Gene Ontology annotation, biological process: transmembrane transport. The transcript has 6 exons. Lineage: Eukaryota; Viridiplantae; Streptophyta; Magnoliopsida; Malpighiales; Euphorbiaceae.